Messenger RNA from Rotaria sp. Silwood1, 2658 nucleotides. NCBI's taxonomy places the organism in Eukaryota, Metazoa, Rotifera, Eurotatoria, Philodinida, Philodinidae. The record is from the annotation of a GenBank genome assembly.
AUGCUUAGUCAACUUCAACGAGGACAUCAUCACGAAUUUGAUGGUGAUCCAAUGUCUGCACGUACAAUAAAUGGUCAUGGAGAACGUUGGAAAUCUCCAGACCGAUCAACUUUAUCGUUUUUAAACAAUAAUAUAUUACCAGAUGUUUUUACACCACGUUCAAAUUCAUCUGCAUUAAAUCCUGAUUUAUCACGAGCAUUUCGUGUUGAUGCUCAUCUAUUAGCUAUUGUGCGAAUUGAAGAUAAACGAAAUAGUUUCUAUUCGGCUGAAGUCGUUAGUAAAUUACGCCAAAAAGAACAAACACAAAAGUUUAUUAAUAAACCAUGUUCAUUAUUUGUUAAUGAUCGUAAUUUUAUCAUAUAUGAUCGAGCAACACAAGUUAUUGCAGAAAUAAUUCCACUUGAAAAUGUUGAUCCCACAUGUGUGUAUUCUGAUGAACAAGAUACACUCAAUGAUAUAUUUAUGUAUCGUAUAUUGGAUCGACAUUUAACACCAACAACAAGUCAAGCUAGUAAUUCAAAUAGCAAUGAAUUGACACAUGCAAUUGUAUUUAAAUGUUCAAAUAAAGAAUCAAGACAUCUUGUUGAUAGUAUUCGAAGUGCAAAUGGAAAAUCAUUAAAAGGUUCAAGAAGUACUCGAUCAGAAACACGAAGUACAAUUGAUCGACGUUUCAAUGAGACUGAAGGAAUACCAUCCAAUACUACACAACCAUUUUUACCUGAAUCUGUAUCAAUAAACAAUCCAACAUAUGUUGUUGGUCCUCAACAUUCAUCACGUACAAGAAGUCAACAACAUUCAAAUAUGACUUCAGCAGAUUAUUAUAGACGUUUAAUAGAAGAAUUAAAUAAAUGUUUUGAUGAUAUUGAAUUAUUUGUGCAUUACAUUGAAGCAACUAUGGAAUAUACCAAAGAAUUAGAACGUGAUUAUCGACGAAAAGAUAAAAAAUCAAGUGGUUUAAAACAAAUGGUUGAAAAACUACCUGAUGACAGAAUUUUUAUUGAUAUAUUACAAAAAUUUAAACAUUCAUUCAAUCUUUUAGGUGAAUUAAAACAUAUUAUCCAUAGUCCAAAUGCACCUGAAUUAGUUCAUUAUUUAUUAUCACCAUUACAACUUAUUUUACAUGCAUUACGUACAAAACAUCCAAAUCAAUUACAAUUGGUAUACGAUACAUGGACACCUGCAUUAACAAGAGAAGCAAAAGAAUUAUUAGCCAAUUGUUUAACAUCAAAAGAACAGGAAGUUUUAUGGAAUCUUGGUCCAGCAUGGACUCGAACAGGUGAAGAAAUACCAACAAUAUUAGCCGAUUAUCGACCGGUAUUUUUUGAAGGUCGUUCAAUAUGGUUUCAAGAACCAUCUAAUGAUUAUUCAUUAAAAUCAACACGUAGUAUCGAUGAACGUCAACCAUCAGUUUGGUCGUCUCCUCGACAACCAAAUCAAAAUAAUAAUAAUAAUGGUCCAUCAUCAAAUCAUCAUACAACAUUAGUUAGACAACCAUCACCAGCUGGACAUUUUGAUACAUCAACUGUUGAUCGUUCAAAUAAAACUAGUGUAGCAGAAAAUUAUAAUGCACAUAAUCAAAAUGAAUAUAUUUGGGCUAUGGAUAGAAAACGUGUUGGAGCAAAAAUUUGUGUAGUAAAAUUUGAUCGUCAAGGACAAAAUAAUAAAGAAUUAACUGUACGACGUGGUGAAUUAAUUGAAAUUGAAAAUAGUUCAAAGAAAUGGUGGCGUGCAAGAAAUGCUCAUGGUGAUGUUGGUCAUGUACCACAUAAUAUUGUUGAAGAAGUUGAACUAGAACAAAUACAAGUUGUAUUCGUUAUCCCACGUUCAUCGAGUGCACCUCAUCGAGGAUUUACUCAUGUCAAUGGACAUCAUCAUCGCAAUGUCAAUGAUUAUAGCCAGCAUCUUAUUCGUUCUCCAUCCUAUGGAAAUAAUUUUAUUAUGCAAUCAAAUAACAGUACAUAUACAAAUCCGGCAAUAACGAGUGAUCAAUUAAUUCAAGAAACAUUUUCACCAUCAGUUUCUUCUCCACCACUUGCUCCUCCUCUUCCUCCUCCUCCUCCUCCACUAUCAAUUCCACCGCCACCACCAAUGCCACAACAAUUAUUAACUAGUCGAUCAUCAGCAUGGACAACAUUACCAUUACCAGAAAGUAGUAGAAAACGACGUUCUCGUUCAAAUACCAAUUUGUCUACUCAAAAAGUAGAUGUAUUACAACAAGAAUUAAAUCAACGUUUAACAGAUCGAAUUGGUUAUAUAAAUCCCAAUUCAUCAAAAGAAGAUGUUCAACGAUGGUUAGCAUCAAAACAUGUGUCAUCUCAACUUGCACAAAAUUUAAAUGGUAUGAAUGGUGAAGAAUUAUUUCAAUUAUCUAAAAGUACACUUGAUCAAUUGACAAAUGAACAUGAAUCAGCUAGAGUUUAUGCAUUACUUUCACAACAAAAACAAUUAGCUGGUUAUCGAACUGGAGAAGUCUCUGAAAGAUCACCGCAUCUAAAUAAUAGUGCACUUAGCUCUCUUAAAGGCAAUACAAUCAAUGAUGCUGAGGAUAAUUUUUCUUUACAACCUGAUGAUACAUUAAGCCGUUCAUUAAAAAUCAAAUUAAAACAACGGCGUGAUAAAAUCGAACAAGCAGAAUCAGUUGAUCGUACUGAGAUUUAA